AUGUGUUCUGUAACAUUACAAUUUGUAAGCCAUAGUUUUUUGGACUACCAUGAUCCAACAAUUGAAGAUUCUUAUCAGCAACAGGCUGUUAUUGAUGGAGAAGCCGCUCUUCUAGAUAUUCUAGACACUGCUGGCCAGGUUGAGUUUACUGCAAUGCGUGAUCAGUAUAUGCGAUGUGGUGAAGGUUUCAUCAUAUGUUAUUCUGUAACAGAUCGUCACAGUUUUCAAGAGGCUACGGAGUAUCGAAAAUUGAUACAACGGGUACGACUCUCCGAAGAUAUACCAUUAGUUUUGAUUGCAAAUAAACUUGAUUUGGAAUCUCAGCGUAAAGUGACUACAGAGGAAGGCAAAAAUCUGGCAAACCAAUAUGGUUGCCCAUUUUUCGAGACAUCAGCUGCUCUUCGACAUUAUAUUGAUGAAGCCUUCUACACGCUAGUACGUGAAAUAAGACGUAAAGAACAACAGAGGGCACUUGGUAAUGGCACAAGUUCCGAAAAACUAAACUCGCGACGACGCAGCCGUUGGUGGCGUAUACGCUCUAUUUUUGCAUUAGUAUUCCGACGGCGCAGAAAUUUGAACUAAAAAAACUAAACUAAAAUUAUAUUUAUUUAAUAUAAAUUUAUGUAUAUGUUGGUAUAUAGUUUAAGACUUCAACAAUGCAACAAGUAUAGUUUAGAAAAGUGUUAUUUAUAAUUAUAAUUUUUGCUUUGACUAUCUUAAAUUUUGUUAAACAGGGUAAUAACUAUUUGAAAAUACUUCAAGCUUUAGCACAUACUAUAUAUAAAACUUAUUACUGAGAAAACAAGAACAGUUCCCAACAACAAAUUAA
Teleopsis dalmanni is the source of this 829-nucleotide messenger RNA. Its product is annotated as GTP-binding protein Rit2-like. Lineage: Eukaryota; Metazoa; Arthropoda; Insecta; Diptera; Diopsidae. The record is from RefSeq and is a predicted model, not a curated record. The coding region runs from base 1 to 582 and encodes 193 amino acids. The transcript is spliced from 5 exons. Gene Ontology annotation, biological process: Ras protein signal transduction. Gene Ontology annotation, molecular function: GTP binding; calmodulin binding; GDP binding. Gene Ontology annotation, cellular component: plasma membrane.